AUGCACAUAGCGCAGCGCCGACUAGCUUGGUACAAGAGGUGCAAGAGACGAGCCGCUCCAUUGAACCUGUCACAGCCACAUCGAAGAUACCUUGAGGGAGUAGGAGCCUUCCUCGAGCUACCAAAAUUCACGACUGAUGCUCUGUUCCCCAUCUUCAUCGCUCUUCUGAACGACCUCAUCCCCAUCAUCGACGGCACUAGUGUUCUUUGUGACUACAGCAAUGGACAGUCCUCCAUCUUUUUGACCAGGGCCAUAUGUCUCGUCACCUGCAAAGUCAAACAGGCCCGUCCCUUUCUGUACGUGGCCGAUGACGGUCCGCUCCUGACUCCGCCUAAGUUCGGUUCAAAAUUGUUGUCCGGGCUUGAUGCAGCAAUGCGCGCGGAUCUGGAACCGGACCGCCUGUCCAAGGUGCAAAUCUUGACGAUGAUGCAUCUGCACAACGAUGGAAUAGAUGGACCAGGUCGCUCGUCGAGUUACCUGUCUCAGGCCAUUCACGAAGCGUGGUCACUGCUGUUACAUUGGGAUAUCCCGGGGAACGAGAAUCAGGAACAAUGCGACUUCCUGUGGUGGUCUCUACGGAACUUCGACCGGCUCAACAAGCCGAUCAUGGGAACGACUCCAUUCAUUAUCGAUGAUUCCGAUAUUGCAAUUAAACGCAUUCUUCCGAGGAAAGACAGCUACCGCUCGCAACUGAUGUCGCUGUCCAUGGCGUUGGGGGACCUGAUGGUGACGGCGACGAAAGUCUACAAGGCUACUUCGGCGGCGACAAGUGAUGACUGUCGUGAUUUUCCUUCCUUAGAGGAUCUUACAUCCACAAUCGACUUUUCGCGCUUGCACAAGUCACACAAGGGUACGUUUAUCUUUCGCCGGCCCAAUCGCUUGGAUAUUGACGGGAAACUAGCGUACCUCGAGAUCUGGUAUCAUGUGGCAGCGAUGUUGUCCUGUCGAUACAACGGACCAAAUACCGUUCAGUACCAGCGGCGUCUUAGAUCAGCAGAUCGAAUUCUCCAUCUCGUCUCCAAAGUAGGGGAUUGUCUCCGACCGUUACCCUUAGUACCCUACGCAAUGUCCAUGUCAACCACAACUAUUUACCGUGCUCUGCGCGAUAAUCAGCGAGAUCCGAACGCCGCUCUUCAAGAUCUUUGCGCAUGUUACAGUGCUUUACUCGCUCUCAGUCAACAGUGGACCAGUGCCAAAGGGGUGGCCAGGUUGACAAAGGACUUGUUGCGAGACUUUGAUCGGUUAAGGCCGAUGACGAAGCGGCCGGACCAUGACGUCGAGAACACUCAGCAGCGUUCAAUGCAGAAGGCAGAUUCUGCAUUAGCAGCCCAUACAUGUUCUCCUGGGGAAAGGCAAUGCGUCAUGGAAGUAGAGGAUAUUGGACCGAGGCCCGUCUCCAUGCCUGCAAGUGUCGCAAUAGAAAAGACUAUAUUAUUAAGAUUAUAG
Messenger RNA from Thyridium curvatum, 1446 nucleotides. RefSeq lists its product as uncharacterized. NCBI's taxonomy places the organism in Eukaryota, Fungi, Ascomycota, Sordariomycetes, Thyridiales, Thyridiaceae. Bases 1 to 1446 code for a protein of 481 amino acids. The record is from RefSeq and is a predicted model, not a curated record. The transcript has a single exon.